CAGUGAUGGAAAACUGCACAGAGGAGCAGCGAGACGCAGUAAACGAGGAGGAGCUCACGGAGGAGAAAACGCACAGUAACCUCAAAGCAAUCAACGGAGCGAUGGAGGAGACGGCGAGCGGAGGAGAGAAGCUACAGAACGGAGACCGAGGAGGAGGAGGAGGAGGAGGAGGAGGAGGAAUCAUGGGAGCUGAAGGAGGAGGAGACCUGUCCUCCAUCAACGCCAUGAUGUCAGCAGUGAUGUCAGCAGCAGGGACCAUCAACGGCGGAGGAGACGCCGAAGCAGAGAGCGGCGUCACCUCGGCCGCCUCCUCCGCGGGGCCGUCCCCCAGCCCCUCCCCCAGCAAGUCGCUCACGGCGGCCAUGAGAGCCCCGCCCAGCCGCAACGCACGACGCAACCAGGUACACACACACACGCAU
Molecule: messenger RNA, 419 nt
Organism: Plectropomus leopardus (leopard coralgrouper)
Lineage: Eukaryota; Metazoa; Chordata; Actinopteri; Perciformes; Serranidae
Source: RefSeq, a predicted model, not a curated record